AUGGCGCCUGCUGCCGCAUCAUCUACUAAGAAGACACCGUCACUGAAGGUGUUGACAACACGCUUGAAGGGCAUUCAAACAUCCUUUGGUGAUAUCGUGGAAUUUGUAGACCAUUUCCCAGAGCGAAGUACAACGUCGGAAGUUGAAAUACGUCUACAAAAACUCGACGAACUGUGGGAAAGGUUCGGAGAAACCCUCGUCGACGUCAAGGCACACGAUGAUUUACCAGCCGAUAGCGAAGCUGCCUAUGAUAAGGAGAGACGAGAGUUUAGUAAUUCCUACUAUCGUGCCAAGGCGUUUCUUCUGGAAUGGGUAAAGCAACAACAACCCUCUCCGACGUUGGAACAAUCCAUCCGCGGUGGUGAUAUUUCGAUGCAAGGUUCGCUCGAUCAUGUUCGCCUUCCGCAAAUAAAGCUGCAAUCGUUUGACGGGAACAUCGAUGAGUGGCUAAGUUUUCGUGAUCUUUUCACAUCUCUCAUCCAUUUCAAGGCAGAACUCCCGGAUGUUGAAAAGUUUCACUACCUCAAGGGCUGCCUUCAGGGUGAGCCAAAGAGUUUAAUCGACCCGCUGCAAAUAACGCGAGCAAACUACACAAUCGCAUGGAAUACGUUGCUCAAAAGGUAUGACAACAGCAAGCAAUUGAAAAAGCGACAGGUUCAGUCGUUGUUCCAGUUGCCAACCGUUUUAAAGGAAUCCACCAAUGAACUUCAUUCUCUACUGGAGAGCUUCGAGAGAGUCGUGCAGACUCUGGAUCAGAUAGUGCAGCCGGGUGAUUAUAAGGAUCUUCUACUUACGAAUUUCCUCACAAUGCGAUUGGAUCCGUCAACUCGCAGAAGUUGGGAAGAGUUUUCGUCUACACAAGAAACUGAUACGGUUAAGGAGUUAUUGGAAUUUCUCCAUCGGCGAAUUCAAGUUCUGGAAUGCUUACCAUCAAGGGCGAUGGAAGCAAGGGUGCAAUACCAACCACUACCGCAAAAGCAGAGGGCGGUAAAAACUAGCUAUAACACGGUGCAAUCGUCUGGGGGACGCUGCAUGGCGUGUUCGGCAAAUCAUUUUCUAUUUCAAUGCGGAAAAUUCCAACGGAUGUCCUUAACGGAGCGUGAUGCUUUCGUUCGUACUCACACUCUCUGUCGUAAUUGCUUUAGACUGGGUCACCAGGCAAAGGAUUGCCAGGCUAAAUAUUCUUGUCGAAUAUGCAAGGCACGUCACCACACGAUGGUAUGCUUUAAGCAGGAAAGGGAUAGUAGACCUAGGCCGCCACCUGCUAGCGGUGAAACCUCUGGUGCGACCACAACUUAUCAUUUACCAACGUCAUCAAAUUCAUCACAGGUGGACAACCUGGCGGCUACCAACAUAUCGGUCUCGAAUUCCGCUAUGCAGCUCACAUCGCAAGUGUUAUUGGCCACUGCUGUGGUUCUCGUCGAGGAUGAUGAGGGAAAUCAAAUACCAGCUCGCGCGCUUCUCGACUCGGGCUCUGAAAGCAAUUUCAUUUCGGAGCAUUUGAGCCAACGAUUAAAGGUGGAUCGGCAAAAGGUACACAUUUCAGUCCUUGGUAUAGGACAGGCAUCUGCAAAGGUUAAACAACGGAUUCAAGCUACAAUACGCUCUAGAGUAUCAAGGUUUUCACGGGAAUUGAACUUUCUGGUUUUACCCAAGGUAACAGUUCAUUUACCAACAACCUCAAUUAAUACGAAAGGAUGGACCAUUCCAAACGACAUCCAGUUGGCUGACCCUUCAUUCUCGGUGUCUAUGGGAGUAGACAUAGUGCUUGGUAUCGAAGCAUUUUUUGAUUUCUUCGUGUCUGGUCGAAAGCUCAUUUUGGGAGAGCAGAUGCCAUCGCUUAACGAGUCGGUAUUCGGAUGGGUAGUCUGCGGCGGAUUAUCAUCUCAUAAGCAAUCACCUCAUAUCAGCUGUCAUAUGACCGAGGACAGGUUGGAUGAAUUGGUUGCUAGAUUUUGGGUAUGCGAAGAGGUCGAUAUCAAAAAAUCUUAUUCACCGGAGGAAGAGCGGUGUGAGAAAUUGUUUAUGCAAACCGUACAACGGGGACCUGAUGGACGAUACACUGUUGCAUUACCUAUGGCCGAGGGGGCCAUAUCGCGGUUGGGCGAGUCGAAAAACAUUGCACUACGACGUCUCCACGCAACGGAAAGAAGGUUGGCAAGGAACUCAGGCUUGCUUGACCAGUAUAAGGCGUUCAUGAGCGAAUAUCUAGAUUUGGGGCAUAUGCGCUUGGUUGAGGAAGACCAACGAGCAGUAGUAGGCCGAUGCUACUUACCGCAUCAUCCGGUUGUUAAGGAGGCCAGUACGACCACAAAGGUGCGCGUUGUCUUCGACGCGUCUUGUAAGACAUCAACGGGAAUUUCGCUGAACGACGUGUUGUUGACGGGACCGGUGAUCCAGGAGGAGUUACGGUCAAUUAUAUUACGCUGUAGGACCAAGCAAAUUAUGCUGGUAGCCGACGUUGAAAAAAUGUUUCGGCAGAUUGUGAUCGAUCCAAACGAUAGGCCGCUACAGUGUAUUCUUUGGCGCUCGUCGCCUACUGAGGAGGUGGCGACCUACGAACUAAAUACAGUGACGUACGGUACUAAACCCGCUCCGUUUCUUGCGACACGCGUCUUGCAGCAGCUAGCAUUAGAUGAAGGGGAACAUUUUGCUUUGGCAGCAAGGGCCAUCACCGAAGACACAUAUAUGGAUGAUGUCAUCACAGGAUCUAACGACAGUGCAGAAGCUCUACAACUGAGAUUGCAACUGGAUGAAAUUAUGAAUAGUGGUGGAUUUCGAUUGCGCAAGUGGGCAUCGAACUGCGCAGAGGUGUUACGAGGUAUUCCGAGCGAGAAUCUGGCGAUUGAUGUCGGUGGAAUUAAUUUAGAUCCAGAUCCAGCCAUAAAAACGCUGGGAUUAACCUGGAUGCCAAACACAGACGUUUUUAAGUUUCAGUUCAACAUUCCACCACUGGAAACGUACGAAACGCUUAGUAAACGUCGCAUACUUUCUAUCAUAGCUACGCUCUUUGAUCCAUUGGGCCUCAUCGGAGCUGUUAUUACGACGGCUAAAAUUUUUAUGCAACUACUGUGGACACUGCAAACCGAGGAUGGAAGCAGAUUAGACUGGGACAAACCAUUACCUCAAACGGUGGGUGAGAAUUGGCGGAACUUUUACUCUCAAUUACCUUUGCUGAAUGGGAUUCGCAUCAAACGUUGCAUUAUUCUUCCGGAAGCUGUGACGGUGGAAAUUCACUGCUUCUGCGAUGCCUCGGAGAAGGCAUAUGGGGGCCUUAAAGAUAAGCACGUCGAACGGAAGCCAGAUUUCGGUCGCCUGACGGUGCUGCGUGAUCGUAAAAAACAACAGAAGCUGAAGAGGAAGACCGAGAGCAGUAUGACCUCAUCGUUGCGCACUUUAGGUCGGAAUAUCGGAGCAACUGGCUAA
Messenger RNA from Sabethes cyaneus, 3426 nucleotides. RefSeq lists its product as uncharacterized. Gene Ontology annotation, molecular function: zinc ion binding; nucleic acid binding. Lineage: Eukaryota; Metazoa; Arthropoda; Insecta; Diptera; Culicidae. The transcript has 2 exons. The record is from RefSeq and is a predicted model, not a curated record. The coding region runs from base 1 to 3426 and encodes 1141 amino acids.